AUGAAGGAUGGCUCUGAAACCCCCUCUAUCGACGAAUCGACAAUAAGCACGAGCAACCGGGAAAAGCUCGGAGCAGAUCUCGAAAACGGCCCCCUCGAUCUGAAUGAUGUAACAAAAGAAAAAACAAGAGAUCCAAAUAUUGUCGAUUGGGAUGGACUAGAUGAUCCCGAAAAUCCUCUCAACUGGACUUCGGGAAAGAAGAUUAAAGCGACAUGUUCUAUUGCGCUGAUCACGUUUCUGACCCCUCUCGGAUCAUCCAUGUUCGCCCCCGGCGUAGGUCAACUAGUCAAAGACUUCAAUGUCACCAGCACCGAACUGGCAUCGUUCGUGGUAUCUGUAUACCUGCUGGGAUACUGUUUCGGUCCCCUGCUCAUCGCACCUCUAUCAGAGUUGUACGGUCGACAGUACCUUUAUCAUGUAUGCAAUAUCCUCUACGUGAUCUGGACCAUUGCCUGUGCCUUUGCGCCCGACAUGGGUAGUCUUGUUGUCUUCCGAUUCCUCGCUGGCUUUGCCGGUAGUUGUCCGCUGACUAUUGGCGCCGGCUCGAUCGCGGAUAUGUUCGUACAAGAGCAGAGAGGCGGUGCAAUGGCAGCUUGGGCUCUUGGACCUUUGAUUGGUCCAGUCGUUGGUCCGGUUGCGGGUGCGUAUCUGACACAGGCAAAGGGUUGGCGAUGGAGUUUCUAUGUGCUGGCGAUGGCUGGCGGUGCCAUCACCGCCAGCUCCCUCAUAACCAUCCGCGAAUCCUACGCCCCGACUAUUCUGGCCCGGAAGACUAAGAAGCUCCAGAAGGAAACCGGGAACAUGAACUUGCGCUCUGCACUCGACACAGGCCGUACACCGAAGGAACUGUUCCUAUACUCCAUUGUGCGACCGACAAAGAUGCUCUUCCUCUCCCCGAUCGUCUUCCUUCUUUCGCUUUACGUCGGCGUCAUCUACGGAUACCUUUAUCUGUUGUUUACAACCAUCACCUCCGUAUUCGAAGAGCAGUACAAUUUCUCUCAGGGACCAGUCGGGCUCACGUAUCUAGGUUUAGGCGUUGGCUCUUUAAUCGGUUUGUGCAUUCUGGGGGUAACAUCCGACAGACUGCUCAAUUACCUAUCUGUCAAGAAUGGCCAGAAAAAGCCCGAGUAUCGUCUUCCGCCAAUGAUCCCCGGAGCCGUUUUCGUUCCCAUCUCGCUGUUCAUGUAUGGAUGGACUGCCUAUUACAAAACCCACUGGAUUGUGCCUAUCAUCGGUACCUCCUUCCUCGGUGCUGGCAUGAUGAUCACCUUCAUGUGUGUGAGCACAUACUUGGUAGAUGCCUUCACACACUACGCCGCUUCCGCCAUGGCGGCUAACACGGUGUUCCGUUCACUAGCUGGUGCCAUGCUUCCACUUGCCGGCCCGAAGAUGUAUGAGGCUCUUGGACUUGGUUGGGGUAACUCUCUGCUUGGGUUCAUUGCUUUGGCAUUUUGCGCAUUGCCAGUGAUCUUUUGGAUUUAUGGCGAACGCAUAAGGACAAGUCCAAGAUUCCAGGUGAACUUGUGA
Molecule: messenger RNA, 1527 nt
Organism: Penicillium verrucosum
Lineage: Eukaryota; Fungi; Ascomycota; Eurotiomycetes; Eurotiales; Aspergillaceae
Product: MFS transporter
Exons: 6
Coding region: 1-1527 (508 amino acids)
Biological process (GO): transmembrane transport
Molecular function (GO): transmembrane transporter activity
Source: RefSeq, a predicted model, not a curated record